Molecule: messenger RNA, 315 nt
Organism: Cladophialophora bantiana CBS 173.52
Lineage: Eukaryota; Fungi; Ascomycota; Eurotiomycetes; Chaetothyriales; Herpotrichiellaceae
Exons: 2
Coding region: 1-315 (104 amino acids)
Biological process (GO): ubiquitin-dependent protein catabolic process
Cellular component (GO): elongin complex
Molecular function (GO): protein-macromolecule adaptor activity
Source: RefSeq, a predicted model, not a curated record
AUGGCUGCCAACGGCGUCCCUUCGCCCUUUGUGACGCUGGUCUCGUCUGAUGGCUUUGAAUUCCACGUCCGCCGCUCCGCUGCCUGCGUGUCUCCCACACUCAGGCGCAUGCUUGACCUGCAGAGUAACUUCGCCGAAGCCCAGACGGGGGUCUGCCACCUCGAGAACAUCAGCGGCAACGUCCUCGAGAAAGUCGUCGAGUACUUUUACUACAAUGAGAAAUAUCGGAACAGUGAGGGCGUGCCAGAUAUGGACAUUCCCUCGGAGCUAUGCCUGGAGCUACUCAUGGCGGCCGACUUCUUGCUGCUGACUUAA